UCUGGGCCAUGCAUGCUGGCAAAGCCAAGCAAGUGCAGUUUCACUGAGCACAGCCUACGCUUGGCUCCCACCAGUGAUGCAAUGUCCCCCUUCUGGCACCCACAUUCCCAUGUGAAGCAUGACCCGGUUCUACCCCAGCACUGCGAGGGUGCAAGGGAUGGUGUCCCCACACAGCACCUCCAAGGGGUUGUACUGAACACAUAGAGAUUUGUUAGAUACUAAAGUUUAUCUCACAAGCCAGGGACAUGGCCAAAAUUAGUGCCUGACCAGCUCCAGCAUCACGAGCUGUGACCCAAAAAGCAGUUGAAGCAGCUUAAAAGAAGCAGCAGUUUUUAAAGCUUCACCUUGGGGCUAUUCUGCUGUCUGACACACAGAGCUGCAGACACGCAGAGCUGGCGGCUGUUUCCCAGCUGCUCUGUGAUGGUAGCAGCCUGUGCCACCUCUUCCCCCUGGAGGAGCAAUCCCAAGGAACACAGGAGGUUCUAGGACAAGCCCUGCAAUUACUAUUUUAUUGGACAUAAAAACAUCACCCUGGAGUUGUAAAUUACAGAAGCAUCACAGGAAGGAAUGGAAGCACUCAGGAAGUGCAGCCAGACAGAUGUGCAAGGCAGCACUACGGGCUCGUGGACCCUCCCAGCUGUGUAAGAUCAUGGCCAGGGUCAGCCAGGAUGUAGCCAGUGUGACUGGGCCAGGGCUGAAACCUCAUUUUGAUCCCUCUCAGCACAGCUGGAAAAGAUAAAGAGUGCAGACAGGCUCCCAGGCACCGAGCCUCCAAGCUUAGCUCCUCAUCCAGCACUGUCUGUUGGUUUAAUGAGAGAUAUCAGCUUUCCCCGCAGAUCUUGUCUCUUGUACAGCCUCAAACCCUCCCACUUAAAACACUGCCCCGCAAAUCAAUCCAAGAUGUUUUGUCUCUUUGAUCCGCUCAGCAGGCAGUAAGUCAUUGACAGAAACACAUUUUGCUUCAGCAGCUCCAGCAGGCGAUGGAAACAGCGCAGGACCGUUUUCCUGCCCUGCAGCAGAACCUGCACAUCACAGCACGGGGCGUCCUGCAGGACCUGCAGCUCGGCUGCUGUGUAUCCCACACUGUGUGUGCACUGCUACCUGAUCGCAGCGGGGGGAACCGAGGGAAACCAUCACCGAGAGAACAGUGCAGGUGCUCUGGGAGGGAAGCACCAUCCUGGAGCCAGAAACCUGCAGCCAGAUCCUGGCUCAGAGCUGCAGAGCAGCUUCCCUGGGUCACACUGGGCAGUGCCUGCAGUUCAUGCUUUUAGUGGCUUCAGUGCUCCUGACUCAGAAGCAUCAACAAUCAGCCCUUCAAUCCAUUUAUCUUUCCCAUUUCCUCAUAUAAAUCGUAGUGCACAUUAGUGCAUGUUCCUCAUCACAGAAGAAUUAUGAAGAUUUCCCCAAAUCUCGUUUUUAAAUAAACAGAAACGCUUAUUAUUACUUCCUUAUAUUAAAAAAGGAAUAACUUAAGCCCCCAUAAAACCAGGCUCAGCAAAGUGACAUCUCCUCCCCAUCUCUUUGGAGAUGGAUGCAUCCUCCAGCUCCAGCUCCGGCCUCCAGGUCCCAUGGUUUCGCACAGCGUGAGCUGAGGUUGGACAGAGACCGGAUCCUGACAGAAGAGGCCGACAGCAGCCUGAAGGGGCUUCUCCGUGCCCGAGUACAAACGCAGGCACGGUGCAGCUGGGCUUCUCGCUUGACGGCGGCCUCCCACAGACCACCAUCGGCCCCCCAGCCCUGCGGCAGGACGCCAACCGUACGGCCUGCGGCGCGGCCUCCGCACAGCAGGCGGCGCUGAUGAGCAGCCGUAGAGCCAGCGGCACGUUCUGCUUCCGGGAAGGAAAACGGUGCGGUGUGUCACGUGACUUGGGCAGUGCGGGUGGUGCGGGCGCUGCCGGCGCGCGCGGCUGAGCCGCGGGGUGCGCGCGUGCACGUGUAAGCGCGUGUCCGUGCGCGCUCACGCGGUGCCUGUGUUCACGUGGGUGUGCAGUACCUGCAGGCAGGCGCUGCCCAGCCUGGGGCCUGGUGGGAAUCGGUGCUGGGGCUGCAGUGCCACCCAGCACGAAGAAGCACGUGGCAGCGGUGCGGCGUUUUUGUAGCCACCAGCACUCUGAGCUGCAGCACCUUGUGUGUAACUCCUUGUUUUGCUGCUUCCUCCCUGCAGGCGUGAUGCUGGGCUUGCUGCGGAUGGGGCUCCCCGUGCUCAGAGCAGCAGCAGGCCCGCAGCUGCAGGCCCGCAGCUCCCAGCACGACGCCUUGGCUCAUGGCCGCCUGUUGCUCUCGCAGCUCUUCCAGCCUCUGAACCUGCAGGUGGGUGGUGUGGCAGGAUGCGAAGGCCAGGCGGCGGAGCUGAGCUGCCGCAGCCACCGACUGAUGCUGCAGGGUGGCCUCAUCCACCCCGCCAGCCCCGGCUGCUACCACCUCCUGCCACCUGCCGUGCGCUCCAUGGAGAAGCUGAUCCGCCUGAUCGACGGCGCCAUGCGGAACAUCGGCGGGCAGAAGGUGAACAUGCCCAGCCUGAGCUCUGCUGAGCUGUGGCGGGCCAGCGGGCGCUGGGAGCAGAUGGGGCCAGAGCUGUUCCGCUUGGCUGACCGGCACAGCAAGGAGUACUGCCUGGGCCCCACGCAUGAGGAGGCUGUCACAGAACUGGUGGCUGCACACGGCAACCUGUCCUACAGGCAGCUCCCACUGCGCCUCUACCAGGUGACCAGAAAGUUCCGGGAUGAGCCCAAGCCCCGCUCUGGCUUGCUGCGUAGCAGGGAGUUCUACAUGAAGGACAUGUACACAUUUGAUGUGUCUGAGGAGGCAGCACGUCACACCUAUGAGCUGGUGUGCAGAGCCUACCGCAGCCUCUUCAAGCGCCUGGGCCUGCACUGCGUCCAAGUGCAGGCAGCCACUGGCACCAUUGGUGGCACUGCAUCCCAUGAGUUCCAGCUGCCGGCUGACAUCGGUGAGGACAGGUUGGUGCUGUGCCCUGCUGGGCAUUUUGCAGCUAACGUGGAGAUGGUGGAUGGAGAGCAAACAGCGUGCCCUACUUGCGGAGAAAAACUCACCCAGAGCAGAGGGAUCGAAGUGGGGCACACAUUUUAUCUGGGCACCAAGUAUUCCUCUGUCCACAGUGCUGUCUUCUACACCCCUGAGAACAAGCUCCAGCUAGCAGAAAUGGGCUGCUAUGGUCUGGGUGUCACUCGCAUCCUGGCAGCAUCCAUUGAGGUGCUGUCUACAGAGGACAGCAUCCGCUGGCCAAGCCUCAUUGCGCCCUACCAGGUGUGCUUCAUCCCCCCCAAGAAAGGCAGCAAGGAGGAGCAGGGAGCCGUGCUGCUGGAGCAGCUCUAUGAUGACGUGGCUGAAGCCCUGCCUUGCCUGGUGGGCGACAUGGUGCUGGAUGACAGGACGCAGAUGACUAUUGGCAAAAGGCUGAAAGAUGCCAACAAGCUGGGGUACCCCUACGUGGUGAUAGCCGGGAGGAGGGCUUGUGAGGAUCCCCCGGUCUUUGAGGUUUGGGAUCAGAGCUCUGGCACGGUUUUGUACCUCACCAAGGAAGGUGUCAUUGAGUUACUGAGUAAAGUGCAACUCCCUUGAAAUCCCCGCCUCC
Molecule: messenger RNA, 3595 nt
Organism: Phasianus colchicus (ring-necked pheasant)
Lineage: Eukaryota; Metazoa; Chordata; Aves; Galliformes; Phasianidae
Source: RefSeq, a predicted model, not a curated record